Messenger RNA from Solanum verrucosum, 363 nucleotides. RefSeq lists its product as uncharacterized. The coding region runs from base 1 to 363 and encodes 120 amino acids. Lineage: Eukaryota; Viridiplantae; Streptophyta; Magnoliopsida; Solanales; Solanaceae. The record is from RefSeq and is a predicted model, not a curated record. The transcript has a single exon.
AUGGAGUUACUCCUUCUUGUGCCCAUACUCUGCGUUAUUCUGAUACCCACUUUGGUCAUUUUGUGCGCCAAAUGCCUGAAGAAUAAGAAAAAACCUCAAGCAAGUGAUGUGGAAAUAGGCGGUGGGGCCGGCGGAUUACGAGACGGGAAUUUGGUUGUUUUGGCCGUCGCCGGUGGUGCAGCGACAGCGGCAGUGGUUGGUAGCGGUGAUAGGGACAAGGGUAAUAAUAACAACAGUGGUGCUGCAGCAACCACUGCUACAGAUGCUGGUACGUCGUCGUCCCAGGGUUGUUGUUGCGGUGGUGAUGGUGGUGAUGGCGGUGGUUGUGGUGGUUGCGGUGGUUGUGGUGGAUGUGGCGGUUAA